This is a messenger RNA of Coregonus sp. 'balchen', 2385 nucleotides long. The record is from the annotation of a GenBank genome assembly. NCBI's taxonomy places the organism in Eukaryota, Metazoa, Chordata, Actinopteri, Salmoniformes, Salmonidae.
UGCUGCUGCGGCCGUCUGAUUGGUCAGCACGUUGGCCUGCCCCCCGGCAUCUCCUCCAGUCAGAAUGAUAAGGCGGAGCGUCUGGCUAAGAAUGACAGCCUAUCAGAGAAAUGGUCCGUCAGCAAACACACCCAGCUCAGCCCCACCGACGCCUUCGGAACCAUUGAGUUCCAGGGAGGGGGCCACUCCAACAAAGCCAUGGUGACCACUUUAUACAUGGGAUUGAAUGAUAUAACAUUGCUUUACAUAGACAUAGGAUGGAUAGAUAAAUAAGGGCAUAGUCACAUAAGCGUUAUCUACAGACAGAUAGGACCUAUCCACAUGACUGCAGACAGAUAUCUUGAUGCGAGUAAAACGAGUCCGAUUCCAAUGAGCUUAUUAUAUGUAUGUAAUCAAAUGUUUUGAACAGCUUUAUUGUACUCUCUCAUUUUAAUCUAUAUUUUACAUUGAUUCAAUACCAACAAAAUUACGGCUAUUGGUAGUAUGAUUAUAUUAUAUCAGACAUUUCUUUGUCUGUUUCUUUACGUACAAGAAAAUGCAUUGUGAUAGGAAAAGUGAGAAGACAUCAAACAUACAAAUGUGUUUUGUUUGUGUGUUCAUUUGCAGUAUGUGCGUGUGUCCUAUGACACCAAACCAGAACUCCUGCUGCACCUGAUGACCAAGGAGUGGCAGUUGGACCUUCCCAAGCUGCUCAUCUCAGUGCAUGGGGGCCUGCAAAACUUUGAGCUGCAGCCCAAACUCAAACAGGUCUUUGGCAAGGGCCUCAUCAAGGCUGCCAUGACAACGGGAGCCUGGAUCUUCACUGGCGGAGUCAACACAGGUGGGCUGGGUGGGUGGAGGAAUAAACCAGGCCCACAUAGCGGGCUGAUAACAACCACGUGCUGUGUCGUUGUUACCCAUUAACCCUAUGCUUCUGGUUGUCGCUACUCUUGUUUUGUGUUGUGUUGUGUGUGAAUAAUCAAAAGGGUUAGGGUUACUGCAUAUAUGGGAAAGGUUAUGAACAGAAAGAGAAGAGAGAGGUGUGACAGAAAGUAGAGAGAAUAGAGGGGCAGAGGUUGGAUAUAGAAGAGAAAUAAUGGGGGAAAGUGGAUGGAGAGAAACAGAAGUAGAAUAGAAAAAGGGAAGGAAAGAGGAGAAUAGUGAGUGUCAGGCACUAUGAGAUAAUAAUAAUUGAUUGGAUUUAUAUAGCGCUUUUCUACCAACUGAGGUACUCAAAGCACUUUACAUAGUAGGGGGAAACUCACCUCAUCGACCACCAAUGCAUAGCACCCACCUGGGUGAUGCAUGGUGACCCUCCAGGCAUGACUGGGGAGAGAUAGAGGGGGAGAGAGAUUGAGAGAAGGGGGGGAGCGAUAUAUACGGUACCUGUCCGUCUCCCUGUGUCUGGGUGCUGUGUUAGUGUCUGACUGUCUUUAUCUUUUAGUAGUGGGUGAAUCAUUUAUUUAAGAUUACGUAUCAAUAAUGACAAAAUGCCACUCUUUCUUAAUCUCUCUGUCUAAAACACAUAAAACUCUCUCACUCACAUGUACAAUCUAUUAUUGCUCACACACCUCUCUCUCUCUCUCUCUCUCUCUCUCUCUCUCUCUCUCUCUCUCUCUCUCUCUCUCUCGUCUCUCUCUCUCCUCUCCUCUUCUUCUUCUCUCUCUCUCUCUCUCUCUCUCUCUCUCUCCUCUCUCUCUCUCUCUCUCUCUCCUCUCUCUCUCUCUCCCUCUUCUCUCUCUCCUCUCUCUCUCUCUCUCUCUCUCUCUCUCUCUCUCUCUCUUAUAUAUCACAAACAUACACUCAGGGGUGAUCCGGCAUGUGGGUGAUGCGCUGAAGGACCAUGCCUCUAAAUCCCGGGGGAAGAUCUGCACUAUCGGCAUUGCCCCCUGGGGCAUUGUGGAGAACCAGGAGGACCUGGUGGGAAAAGACGUAAGUUACAGUGUGUGUGCAUUCAUGCGUGUGCCCCAUACUGUAUUUGUGUGUUUGUGCCUGCUACUGUAUUUCUGUGUGUAUGGGUGUUUCGAUCUCAAGCACUACACCCAGGAUACACUUGACCAGAGAAUAUAUUGUCUUCGACAGUUUAUUAUCUAACCUUCUGAGUAAGCGGAACGUGUUGGUGAACACUUUGUCGUGGUCCAACAGGUGGUCCGACCGUACCAGACCAUGUCCAACCCGCUGAGCAAGCUGACCGUGCUCAACAGCCUGCACUCCCAUUUCAUCUUGGCCGAUAAUGGGACCACAGGGAAGUACGGUGCUGAGGUCAAACUCCGUAGACAGCUAGAGAAACACAUCUCCUUGCAGAAAAUCAACACACGUGAGUGGAGCCUGCCCCUGUCAAUCACAGCAAGAGCCAAUGACAGGCUUAAAAGAAAAAUACCUGCACAGUGCACACUGUUCAAAUGA